This is a messenger RNA of Diabrotica balteata, 4186 nucleotides long. The record is from the annotation of a GenBank genome assembly. NCBI's taxonomy places the organism in Eukaryota, Metazoa, Arthropoda, Insecta, Coleoptera, Chrysomelidae.
GAUCACGUAAUGGCGGGUAAGGCGUUAAAGUGGAAAUUAGUGGCGGAUCCCACUGGACCUCAUCCUCGCCCAAGACAUGGACAUCGUGCAAUUAAUAUAAAAGACUUAAUGGUUGUUUUUGGCGGUGGAAAUGAAGGGAUUGUUGAUGAGCUUCAUGUUUUUAACACAGCAACAAAUCAGUGGUUUGUACCAGUUACUAAAGGUGAUGUACCUCCAGGAUGUGCUGCUUUUGGUUUUGUAGUAGAUGGAACAAAGCUACUAGUUUUUGGAGGUAUGGUAGAGUAUGGGAAAUACAGCAAUGAACUUUACGAAUUACAGGCUGCAAAAUGGGAAUGGAAAAAGCUGAAACCAAAAGAACCAAAAAUUGGCGAUCCACCUUGCCCACGGUUAGGGCAUAGUUUUACUAUAGUAAAUUCAAAAGUGUACCUGUUUGGUGGUUUAGCAAAUGAUAGUGCAGACCCCAAAAAUAAUAUUCCAAGAUAUUUGAAUGACCUUUAUACAUUAGAUAUUAGAAGUAAUCCUAUGCAAUGGGAUGUUCCCCAAACAAAUGGACCUUCUCCCACCCCAAGAGAAUCUCAUACUGGUGUAGCAUAUGUUGAUAAAAAACAGAGGCGCUCAUUUUUAAUCAUAUAUGGAGGUAUGAGUGGAUGCAGGUUAGGAGAUUUGUGGUUUCUGGAAACAGAAACAAUGACCUGGAUGAAACCACAAGUUUCAGGCAUUACACCUCUGCCUAGAUCUCUACACACAUCCACAAUAAUUGGCCAUAGAAUGUUUGUUUUUGGGGGAUGGGUUCCUACAGUUUCUACAGAAGUUAAAUCAUCUCAAGAAUGGAAGUGUACAAGUACCUUAGCAUGCCUCAAUCUGGAGACAAUGAGUUGGGAUGAAUUAAAUAUACAAAAAGAGUCUGAAAAUGAUCUACCUUGUGCCAGAGCAGGACACUGUGCAGUUGGAAUUAGUACACGACUCUAUAUUUGGUCUGGUCGAGAUGGAUAUAGGAAAGCCUGGAAAAAUCAGGUAUGUUGUAAAGACUUGUGGUAUCUAGAUGUGGAUAAACCUCCUGCUCCUAGUCGUGUAUCUUUAGUUAAAGCAGGAACACACAACCUUGAAGUCAAUUGGACUGGAGCAUUAUCUGUUCAAACAUACAUUCUACAGAUACAAAAAUAUGAUUUACCUCCACCAGCCGCAGCCAAAAUCCCAGCAACUGUAACACCUGCGGUCCCAUCAUUGGUGACUUCAUCAAAGGCAACUGUUCCCAUUCAAACCAGUGUACAUGCCACUCAACCCACUCCAGCUAUUAAAACAACUGCAAGUGCUAAUCAUAUUAUUUCUCCCCGAAUUAUUUCAUCCAUUGGUACAAAAGGGCCACAAGUGAAGAUUCAAGGUACAGCAGGAACUAUUAUCAGACAAAGUAGUCCUCAGGUAGCAGGCAAGCAGUUGAUAGUAAAACAAGGAGGCAAUAUUAUUCAAAAAGGAGGAGUUGCACAGCAAGUUGUGACCUUUGUUAAAACUAGUACAGGCAUGACGUUGGCGGCACUGCCAAAAGGAGGCAAUAUUGUUCAGGCAAAAACAAAUGUUUUACCCCAAACACCCAAAAAUACUAUUGUAAAAAUUGUACCUAGUACCCCAGCCAAUAAAGUUCUAACAACCAUAAAGACAAUACCAUACCAAAUGAAUAAAGCAACUGGAAAAUUAGUUCCUUUUAAAGCAACAGGGCAAAUGCCUACACUGGGCAAUCAGCAAGUUUUGGUUGUGAAUUCAAAUGCAGGUUUGAAAACUAUACAAACUUUAACAAAUGCACAAUCUGUAAAUUUAAAUAAUGUAAAAACUACUUCUAUAAAUGCCCAACCAGUAGUAACUGCCUCAUCUUUAACCAGUUUACAAGGUAUGAAGAUUGCUGGAAAACCCAUUACCAUAUCAAUGCCUAUGCAAGUUGUUGGAUCUCCUAAGACUGUUACGCUGUCAAAAAAUACAAAACAGGUAAUGAUAGGUGGGAAACCAGUAACUGUACAGAUGGCGACAGGCGGUAACAAAACACUGACCUUGGUUCAACCCAACCAAUCUGCAGCAGUAGGCAAGAUCGUACGACUACCAAUUAAUUCGACAAUAAAUCACUCUAAUAACAGUGGUGAACAACCAAAGCUAAUGGUAGUUUCUCGACCAAAACAACCAACUGCAACCUUAGCCUCAACUUCCUUUGAUAGUCCAGCCACAACAGAUGCAGCACUUGCUGCCAUAGCAGCAGAAGCUGGUCUAAUAGAUCCUGAACCUGAAAAAGGAGGGGUAGUAAAACUAGAUGGUGGUGAAGGUACACAAACAAUAGUUCUUUCCCAAGGAAGCAGCCCAUCCGAUGUUUCUCCUCAAAUAGAAGUUGCAACAGGUCUCAUAGGAGGAGGUUCUAUUGUGCAACAACUUGGAUUGAAAGGGGGUUCUAGAUUGCAUAGGCCGCCAAAAUGUUUUAGGUAUCGUUUAGGGUUGUAUGGAGGUGGAAAAGAUGAUGUAGAUGAUACGAAACCUUCAACUACGACAGCUGAAGCUGAUUCUACACAAGCUACCUCCACAGAACUGUUGCACACUUCAACUGCUGAAAAUGUAAAAAUGGACUGGGAACCCGAAUUAAUACCUAAAGAUGCUGGAGAAACCUUGGACUCUAGAGUAAAACCUGACUCUGAAACAGUAUCAGAAGCUGAAGCAAAGUCAAAUGAAACAGAAAAAUGUGAGGAAAAUCCAGAAACUGAUGUAGAAACAGAUGUUAGGAUGAGAUUAGAACCUGAAGAAAAAUCAAAUGAUGAAGACAAAUUAGAAGCCGAGGAAAGGCCACAAAGCGAAGAUAGACUGGAAGACAAGGAAAGAGUAGAAAAUGAAGACAAAUUGGAAGCAGAAGAAAGAAUAGACAGUGAAGAUAAAUUACAAGCUGAGGAAAGAUCAGAAAGUGAAGACAAUAUGGAAUCAGAGGAACCACCAGGUAGUGAAGUCAAAAUGGAUGCAGAAGAAAGAUCAGAAACUGAAGCCAAAUUGGAAUCUGACGUUACCGAGACGUCAGAUAUCAAAAAAUUACCAGAAGAAAAUCAAACAAAAUCGGACAUAGAUGUAACUGCAAAACAAGGGACAGGAAGCAAUAGUAAAUUUGAUAUAAAUGAGAAGAGUUCCGAUGAUACCGUGAAGAUGGAAACAGAUAGUAAAAGGGAACAAUCAGCUGAUACAAACUAUCACAAUUACCAUAGUCAAAGUAGUGACAUCUUAAAAACAGAUGAAAUGACCCCUAACGAUGAUCCUUUAGCUGCAUUAGCUUCUGCUGCUUUGGAUCAUUCUAAAGAGUUAAAAAAGACUGAAAAUAAUGUUCAUGGUCCUGAACAGCCUCUCAAAGACACUUGGUAUACCGUUCGCUUCAUUAGGGGUAAUAGUUGUGAUGUACGAAGUUAUUUUUUGUUAAAUGACGAGACCGCUGAUCUGACGUUGGACACUUUGCCUUAUACCUUAAAUUAUCCUUCAGGGUUUAGCCUUGAACCAGGCACGGCUUACAAGUUCAGAGUAGCUGCUAUCAACUCCUUAGGCCGAAGUGAUUGGAGUGAGGUAUCAGCGUUUAAAACUUGUCUACCAGGUUUUCCAGGUGCUCCUUCCGCAAUCAAAAUAACAAAAUCAGUUGAUGGCGCAAAUCUUUCUUGGGAACCCCCUAGCGCAAAUCAGGGCGAAAUAUUAGAAUAUUCAGUUUAUUUGGCUGUGAGAGCAAAGGAUAAGGUUAAUACCAAUCCUGGCCAACUCGCCUUUGUAAGGGUUUACUGCGGCCCGAAUAAUAAGUGUGUUGUAAGUAAUUCAUCUUUAUCUGCCGCCCACCUAGACACAACUACGAAAACAGCGAUAAUCUUCCGUAUUGCUGCUAAAAAUGAAAAAGGUUACGGUCCUGCUACCCAAGUUAGGUGGUUGCAAGAUCCAUCGUCCAAAUCAAAGCGUCUUGCAGAAUCCCAACCAUUAGCUGUUAAAAAAAUAAAGUAUGAAAAAGAAGUGUAAAAAUAUAGAACAAUGUGUGAAUGUGGUAAAAAUAUAAAUGUUGAUAAAUUGAAAGUUAAGUGUUCGGAUUCGCAAUCGAAAAAAUACCUCUUCUCGAGUAUAAAUAAACUGCUUGAGGUUUUUUACUUCAAAAACCUCAGUGAAAGUCGUUUAAGGUAGUAUUAAAAAAUUUUAAUUUUUG